Molecule: messenger RNA, 414 nt
Organism: Debaryomyces fabryi
Lineage: Eukaryota; Fungi; Ascomycota; Pichiomycetes; Serinales; Debaryomycetaceae
Exons: 1
Coding region: 1-414 (137 amino acids)
Source: RefSeq, a predicted model, not a curated record
AUGACUAUAACCAUUUCGAAUUUGGAAUUUUUGCAGUAUCACAAUAACGUUUAUAAGAAUGAAGAUGACAAGAAUAAUAUUCGUGAAUUUGUAGAAUCCAAGGGAAGUAGUUUUCGGGUCAAGGACAUGCAUAAAGAUUUAUCGGGAUCGAUUCCAGAAACUUCAACUGAAAUAUAUAAAGAGCCACAAGGAACGCAGGGAAUUGAGCUAUCUAAUCUAGUUAUCGAUACUGAUACAUUGGAACGCCAUAUGGCUUGCGAUGACGAUGAUAUUGAAGAUGAAAACGUAAAGGCGUAUAUAGAGUCACAAAAGUCUCAUAAACUUCGCUUUCUAAAAGAAGUGCAAGAGAGAGGAUUGAGAACAAAACAUAAUGACCCCAAUGAUAAUGAUAAGGUAGUACAUUUGAAUUACUAG